CUUGAGGGGGUUGCAAAGAGGGGCGAGACGUCGAGGAAGGGUGAUAAACGGGGGGAAUUGCUUCCGCAGCCAGAAACCACGUGGCGUUGAUCAACGCCCACUACUCAUCUCUCAUUGCAAUGAAUGCCUUUGCUUCGCUACAGCACAUCUUGCAUCAUGUCUGGGAUAGUAUCCAUCGAUAUAGAGCAUCUGAAGAAGGGCGAGGUGAAUCUUGGAGUGAGUCGACCGUGUAGUGUUGUUCCUGAUCUCAGACGUCCAUCAUGGCGGUCCAAUUUGACGGAGGAGUGGUCAUUGGUGCUGAUUCACGAACCACAACCGGAGCAUACAUUGCCAAUCGAGUCACCGACAAGCUCACACACAUCCACGAUCGAAUCUAUUGCUGUCGUUCUGGAUCAGCAGCAGACACUCAAGCUGUUGCCGAUGCCGUUCACCAGCACUGCCAGGUUUACACUGCCGUCUACGGAGGACCUCCGCCGGUAGCCACUGUGGCCGCCAUGUUUGAAAAGCUAUGUUACGAGAACAAGGAUCAGUUGACAGCUGGUAUCAUCGUUGCUGGAUGGGAUGAGGAAGGAGGAGGCGUGUUCAACAUUCCCGUCGGAGGAGGCAUCUUCCAACAGCCUUGGGCUAUUGGAGGUUCCGGAUCGACUUAUGUGUAUGGUUAUUGCGACGCGACCUACAAAGAGGGUUGGAAUGAGGCAGAGACAGUCGAAUUUGUCCGCAAUACCCUUGCCCUCGCCAUGUCUAGGGAUGGCUCAUCGGGUGGAACCAUUCGUAUGUGUGUCAUCACCAAGGAUAAGGUGGAGAGACAUUUCGUUCCGGGCAACAAGCUCCCCCGAUUCUGGGAGGGGAAGGAGGUGUUGGCUCAGGCUCCUAAGCCGAGCAUUGCAGUGGCAUGACAUGUAUGCAUUGGAGACAUGACAAAUCAAAC
Molecule: messenger RNA, 928 nt
Organism: Kockovaella imperatae
Lineage: Eukaryota; Fungi; Basidiomycota; Tremellomycetes; Tremellales; Cuniculitremaceae
Product: nucleophile aminohydrolase
Exons: 4
Coding region: 261-896 (211 amino acids)
Cellular component (GO): proteasome core complex
Molecular function (GO): threonine-type endopeptidase activity
Source: RefSeq, a predicted model, not a curated record